GAAAAACAUGUUUGUUGACUUCAUGUUCACGUGCUGAUUAUUUUCCAUUUUAAAAAUAAUAAUUAAUAUCUACAUCAAUCAACUUACAGUCAUAAACUGCCAAAAACCAUCUCCAAAGUUUAUAUUUUUAAGGUAAACAUAAUAUUCAACAUGUCUUCAAAAAGACCACAAUUACCAAAAUCAGUACUGGAAAUGAAAUUCAUGAGAAAAACUAAGGAAAGAAUAGAAAAGGAAUUAGAAAAUACACAAGGGCAUGACAGUUUAUACUCUAAUAUCAUAACAGAUGAAAUGCGACACGCUUCGGGUAAUUUCAUAACAGAGUCCAGUUUUAUAUUUUGUGAGGACUUGCUUGAAGGAAGGUUGUCAUACAAAGGCAUGAACCCAGAAAUAGAAAGGCUUAUGGAACAAGAUUUCAGAAACGCGAAUCCUGAUGGAGAUAUGAAAAAAGAUGUAUCAGAUGAAAUAUUAUUGAAGAAAAUGGAACAUUUCAAUAGAACCAAGAAACGGGCUUAUCAAACUCCCAAUAAACAUCAUGUAUCAAAAAAACGGAAAUUUUAAGAUGUUAUAGAUAUGUUAUUUUAUAUUUGGUCAAAGUUAUUUUGUUGUUUUAGGUAUUUGCAGUGUAAUUAUGACUAAAUCUUAGACUUUAGAAGCUUGCUUCUAUGUAAUUAUGUUUGUUAAAAGUGGUUAUCACUAGCACAAACUCAAUAAAACACUUAAAUAUUCAAUAAACUCUUUAUUAUUUAAAAUUUUCACAUAAUUUAAUUCUCCUUUUACUUAUUAUUUCAUUUACCAACAAUUUUGUGGUUUUAGCCUAAUUUAAGUACAUUUUCAUGGGUUUAUAGGUUAAUUUAACCAGCAACUGAAUGCAUAUUUUUAAAUUACAUAAUUAGUGUAUUAUUGUUUUUAAAAUUAAUCAAUAGGAAUCUUACAUAAUGUUAGAUUAAAUGUAAUGUUACAAUUUAAUGACUAUGUUCAAGUACCAAAUAUAUAUUUCUAGAAUUUAUUUAAUAAUCAUUGGGUUGUCCUUACAAAUAAGGCACUUCACUAACAUCAUAUUACUAUGAUUAAUCAUUGUCAUUUUAAUUUGUUCAAUGUAUCAAUCAAGUAGAUUAACAAAAUUGC
Molecule: messenger RNA, 1125 nt
Organism: Ostrinia furnacalis (Asian corn borer)
Lineage: Eukaryota; Metazoa; Arthropoda; Insecta; Lepidoptera; Crambidae
Product: M-phase phosphoprotein 6
Exons: 1
Coding region: 151-558 (135 amino acids)
Biological process (GO): maturation of 5.8S rRNA
Source: RefSeq, a predicted model, not a curated record